AUGCGCUCCGUUGAGUUGGAAAAGCUGCUGACAAAAGUUAGGGGAUAUGAUUGCAUAAUACUGGACUCUGCUGCGUUUGAAAAAUUCGGUUCGUGUAUUUCGUGCUGCGGUUCAAAAGAAGUUUUCCCCUUUAGUGAUGUUAAUAAGGAGAUAUAUGAUAAAUCAUUUGUUUUCAUUGUUUCCUCUCCCUUUACAAACUUUCUUUUGGAGCAGAUAACUUCAGUUGUCUGUGACAGUGGGAAAAUGACAGGCUGCCUUGUAUUAUCUACAGUCGAGGCAGUUGGCAACUGUGUGCCUUUCAAGCUGCCUAAUGUAGACGAAUAUCCGGAAUGUGAAGUGCAGUAUUUGUCAAAAGAUGAAAAGCUGGUUACUUUCAAAGUCGAGUUCGUUUUCAGUACUCCACGUUCUGUAUCUCUAAACGUAUUCAUGCUUCCUACAUGCCAUACAUUACUACCUGGCCUAGAAGAUUAUUCUGCAACAUUUUUUGAUAUCAAUAGCAUCCUGUGGUCACUAAAGGUUUUGGAAGAGGUCUAUUCAUUCGGUAAAAUUAGUAGCAAAGUGACUGCACAGUUUGCUGAGUUUCCUGCCGCAAUCAAUAGAAGGAAGUCCCUCUGUAGCAGUGCCGAUAAAUCUACAGCCUCAGUUAUAUUCAUUGAUGAACUAGCUGUUUGUGAUCCAGUUGCAUGUUUAGAACCAUAUACGAGACCAAAUCACUUGCUAGACUUAAUAUUUGCUGAAUUAUCACCUGAUGGUCACCGAGCCUAUGUAUCUUGGGAACAAUUGUCCAAGUGUCCAUCUUUUGAGAAUAACAGCUAUGAAAAUAAAAAUUCAUCAGAACCCCUGUGUACAGAUCUAAUACAGUCAAUGGAUAUCAAUGCAAAUCCUCUACUAGAUGAACAUUUAUUACUAAAAGAGCAUGCAUCCUUAUCUAAAGUACAACAAAAUUUGCUACAUGUCGCUGAGCUUAUUCAACAUGAAUUGCCUGAAUUAUUGGAGCCGCCAAGAACGAAGCUACAGUGGGCUGAUCUGUUGCGAAGUCAAGUGAAGAAAUUAUUUGCGCCGAUAUGCAAAUCAGGUCGUUUUGACCUCCUAAGUCAUAUUCAACUGGCACUAGCUGUGAUUAAUGCAUUCGAUUCUGUUACAAGUCGUAAUCGAGUUCACAGUGUUCACGACAGUGUUAGUUUAGAGAAGUUACUUGUGAAAUUUGAACGGUCUUUAUUGGUUGCUAGUCAGACAGAUUCUAAACUUAUUCAACAACUUCAAAAGCCAACUCACUUUGAGCCUGUUCUACUUAGUGCAUACAAAGAAGCUAUGAAUUUGCCAAACCUGGAUGAAAUGUUCUUUUUUGUUACGCAUACAAUCAAUUUAAUGCAUGUGCAUUCACCGAUCUCUGAAUCAAUAUGGUCAGCUAUCCGAGAAAUGUUUACGAUUGGUCGGGAGAAAAGUAAUGAAUACACAAUGAAUCAAAGAGUUCCAGGUGGAUUAAUUCCUAAAGGAUUAUCUGUAAAUGAUCUUGUUCAAAAUAUCAAGUCUUUUCGUGAAAAACGAGCUCAACUACCCAGCUAUAAUAAUCUAGUAGGUGCAUCACAAGCUCGUUAUCAACCUCCCUUAGUGCAAAUGAUGAAAGACUUGGUGACGGCUAGAGAAAAUCCCAAUGAAGCUGGCCCAGCGUUAAAUGGUAUAACACAUAAACCAUGCUCAUCUUCAUCAGGCAAUUGGUUGGGGGAAUUAAGUCGAUUCAUUCGAAUUCCUGGUGGUGGAAAUGAGAAAUUUCUCCCGUAUAAAACUGAUUAUAUCAUUCUCAUUUUUAUGGGUAAUGGUUUAUCGUUUUCAUUGUGCCGUGAACUCUUUGAAAUUGUUUCAUCUCAUUCUACAAAAAAACCAAACCAUAUGUUCAAACUGAAAAUUGUUACGAGUGGAUUCAUUGGUGGACGUUCAGGCAUUUCCAGUUAUUUAAAUGUUAAUAUGUAA
Molecule: messenger RNA, 1971 nt
Organism: Heterobilharzia americana
Lineage: Eukaryota; Metazoa; Platyhelminthes; Trematoda; Strigeidida; Schistosomatidae
Source: the annotation of a GenBank genome assembly